This is a messenger RNA of Penicillium salamii, 711 nucleotides long. Lineage: Eukaryota; Fungi; Ascomycota; Eurotiomycetes; Eurotiales; Aspergillaceae. The record is from the annotation of a GenBank genome assembly.
AUGUCAAAAGCUUCCCUCGAUCUGGCUGCCAAGAGGCUGCGCGGUUGCACUGGCAAGAAUCAUGUCAGCGCUGAAGAUAUCCACCCCAAAGGACAACAAGCUUCACGCUUCGGCUUCGACGUCGAAAAACAGAUACCAACAUGUCGCAAGGCCACCCCAUCAGGCUUGUCAGAGAAUGACAGCGAGGUCCUGAGCAAGGUCAAGCGCAGGGCCUACCAGCUGGAUUAUGCUCUAUUUAACUUUUGCGGAAUCCACUUUGGCUGGGGCAGUGUCAUUGGACUCGUCCCACUGAUCGGUGAUGCUAGCGAUACUGCACUCGCGAUCAUGGUCGUGAGAUCCUGUGGAGAAAUUGACGGCGGACUUCCUGCAGACCUACGCCUGAAGAUGAUGGGCAACGUGAUACUCGACCUCCUCAUUGGACUUUGUCCACUCGUUGGCGAUCUUGCUGAUGCAAUAUACAAAGCCAACAUCAGGAAUGCGCACAUUCUUGAAACCUACCUGUGUGGAAAGGAUGCCGAGGGCGCCUCAAAUCAGAGCGAACGACUGGAGCAAUCGGCUGAAGUCGAUCACAGUCUGUGCGAUGCAUUUGUCAGACAAGGCAGGGAGGAUGUGGGAGAUAAGCCUCUGGCAGGCAAAGAUGUACGACUAUCUAGUCUUGGGGCAAUACGCAACGCAGAUCCCGAGGCUUCCACUAGAAUAGAACCCGCCUAA